AUGGGUUUCGCUAUUUCCGCUAAAACUGCAAACACUGCUGCAGCUGGCGUAAUGACAUUAUUAAUGUUGCUUUGCGUUGGAAUUUAUGCUCGUAGUCAUAUUGUGAAUAAAGGGAUGACAUGGAUCUUUGCAUUAUUCAGUACUUUAAUCAUUUUGUUAGCAAUGGCAGUACAAAUUGACCAUUUUUUAAAACUCCAAGGUUGGUUUAGUCAAUAUAAUGAAGCAACUUUAAAACUUGGAGCCAGUGGAUUUAGUCUUGUGAUUAUAUCUCUUAUAUUCUCACUCUUGUCAGUUCUUGCAUUUUACAAAGGAGAUCAAGCUGUAAGUGAAGGAGAAAAUAUGAACACAAUAAUGAAACCUGUUCCUCAACAAUCACAAUCUUAUUCAAAUUCGCAAUCUUCACAAUUUCCACAAUCUUAUUCAAACACUCAAUCUGAUACAAAUAAUCAACCUUAUUAG
Messenger RNA from Entrophospora candida, 459 nucleotides. Lineage: Eukaryota; Fungi; Glomeromycota; Glomeromycetes; Entrophosporales; Entrophosporaceae. The record is from the annotation of a GenBank genome assembly.